ACUAGCUGAUAGUUGGAUGCUGGACGGGGCGGGAGGUCAGUCUUAACCGUUGCUUUCUCCAGAACGGAUCGAGCACACAAGUAGUGUUGCGGUGAUUGCGACGGCGUGCUUCUGAACGAGCAGGAUCGUCGACUGAGCAAGUGCAACGGGCUCAAGCUCAAGCACUCUCUUCUGCACUGGAUACAAUCCAUAACCAAGCAUCAUGUCGUCGGCGAUUCCUUCCGAUACGACAACGGUCCCAACGGACUCGGACGCUGCGGGCAACGGCCAUCAGAGUGUGGACGACCUGAGCCGAUCGCUACAGCGGUUUAACUGGCCCGACUACAUGGUGUUUGUGAUGAUGCUGAUCAGCUGCAUCUUCAUUGGGAUAUACUUCGGCUACAAGGAUCACCAGAAGCACAAGAAUCGCAAAACGGCCCGGCGGGACUCGGAAGCACUGGAUUAUCUGGUCGGUGGACGAAAGAUGUCCGUGUUUCCCGUGUCAGUUUCGCUGGUGGCAAGUUGGAUCUCCGGAAUAUCUCUGCUGGGAACCUCGACGGAAAUCUACGUGUACGGUACGCAGUAUUGCUACAUCGUGUUCGCGAUAGUUCUCAUGGGAUUCGCAAUGCAUUACAUAUUCUUGCCGGUGUUCCACGAUUUGCAGAUAACAUCGGCUUACGAGUACUUGCAGUUGCGAUUCGAUAAACGGAUGCGAAUGUUUGGCUCGAUCCUUUUUAUGGUGGCGUGUUUGCUCUGGAUGCCAAUAGUAAUUUACGUGCCAGCUCUAGCGUUUAACCAAGUCACUGGCAUUAAUGUUCACACAAUAACUCCAAUAGUAUGCUUGAUUUGUAUAUUUUAUACUAGUGUGGGUGGCCUCAAAGCGGUCGUCUGGACCGACGUCAUCCAGUCCGGGGUCACGCUGGGUGCCCUGCUAGUGGUUCUCAUCAAGGGUGUCGUCAGUGUUGGUGGACCGGGCGUGGUUUGGGAACGCAACAUGGCCAGCAGUCGGAUCGAAUCGCCCAACUUUGAUCCGGAUCCAACGGUACGCCAUACGGCCUGGGUGUUUCUGAUUGGGGGUUCGGUUUGGUACACUUACGGGGUGUCCUGCAGUCAGGACAUGAUCCAACGGUACCUUUCACUGCCAACGCUUGAGGCGGCUAGGCGAGCCUCCCGAGGAUUCGUUUGUGGAAUGCUGCUAGUUUAUUCGAUCCUGUUCAGCCUCGGGAUGUUGAUCUAUGCCACGUACCAUGAUUGUGACCCGUUGACCACCAAUUUGGCCAAAGCUAAGGAUCAACUGCUACCAUUGUUCGUGAUGGACACAUUCCAGGGUUAUCCCGGUGCGGCAGGUGUAUUCGUCGCUGGGAUUUUCAGUGCAGCGUUGAGCUCACUUUCGUCUGCCUUGAACGCCUUGGCCGCUAUUGCAUUUGAAGACUUCUGUAAGCCUUAUUUCGGCAACACACUGAGCGAAGCGCAAAUUGGUUACAUCCUGCGUGGAUCGGUUCUUCUCUUUGGAGCCGUUUCGGUGGUGUUCAUCUACAUUGUCGAACACCUGGGAGCGGUGAUGCAGCUGACGAUGACCCUGAGUUCUACUUCUGGAGGACCCCUGUUUGGGCUGUUUGUGAUGGGCAUUUUUAUGCCCUGGGUUAACGCAACGGGCGCCCUGUACGGAGGUCUGGCCGGCCUUUGCUCGAUGGCCUAUCUGUGCUUCAGGUCGCAGGCAUCACUAGCAACGGGUGAGAUUGUCUACACGUCCAAGAACGUCAGCAUCGCAGGAUGUACGUACCAGUUUGAAAACACCACAUUCCCGGAACCGACCUUUGACGAGAUGGAAAAAUCUUUCCACCACAUUUCAUACCUUUAUUUUACACUUUUUGGAACAUUUGUUUCCUGCCUUGUGGGGUCUGUGGUCAGCCUUGUGAAAAAGAGUGAAAACGAGGAACCUUUGAACCAGCAGUUGCUGGCUCCGUUCAUCAGGAAAUACUUAACCGAAAAAUGUCAACCAUCCGAACACGUUGAACUGACAGAAACAAUGCUUGAGAAAACUGUUCAUAAUGAUAUUCAUAGACCGGAAUAAAAAAAGACUUAACAGCACUGCAAGAACUGCCUUCAGAAUCAUUUCAAACAUCAUUGUACCACAGACAACAGAAGUUUGGGCUCGAUUCUUCCCUUGUGUAAAUCAUUGCUACAGUUUUUUUAGUUGUGGCAAUCCGUUUGUGGCGCUGCAGUCGCUUUGCCCUGACACAUUGCCCGCUGUCAAAAUAUCGCUUUCCGCCUACUGUCAUUUUCCAUUUUGUUUGUUUUCAACGUUUGUAACCGUUUGUUCUGGAUGAAAAAUUGAUUUCAGCCGAUUUCAACAAAAUCUGUCGCGCUUGCAUCUGCUUGACAAAUGUGAGGCAACCAAAGUGGCCAACCUGGUUCCUGAACCGAUUUUAGCCCCGACGGAUUGCCGAUUGGAGUACGGCGUCGUUAUAGAGGAGGUGUGCAAACGACCGACGUUCCAAUCAAGAUCCCCUCGGAAAAUACGGUCGCCCGGUGUCAUCAUCAACGCAACGGAAGCUGCCACACUCCCCCCGCACCCAAUUUUGAUUUUAUUUGUGUUCCUUGUCAGCAUGAUUCGCAAAAUGACCUCUAUGCCACUCAUGGAAGAGUAUGGGAAGACGAGGGGUGUGGAGGUGUUUGAAGAUCGCUUGCACUGGAAAUCCGGUGGGGGAAACUGACGCGCCGGGGAGAACUGUCAAGAUUUAGGCCUUUGGUAUGGCGACGAGGGUUCGCCGGAAGUGGCGGCACUUGAAGGUGGGGUGGGUUUCGAGGGCGUUGAAGAGGUUGGUGUCUUGGAGGUGAGGGUAUAAGUGAUCUAGCUGGUUUGUCGGUUCCGGAGAUAAUCUUCGGAAUGCGGUCGUUUAGGGUCAAAACGUUUACGGGGUUGGCCGUGAUAGUAGCUUUUGCUGACGGCGCCGAUGACUUCCAGACUUUAUCCCAGUUCCGGAUUGUUUCGUUUCUGAUUCCGGAUCUUUUCUCCUCCAAGAAACGCUUGCCCAUCCUCCCGAUUUCCACCGGGUCUCCUCCUCCUUUUCGCUCUUCGCUUGGUUUUGUUUAUAAACACAACCAGCAAGAAUUUGACAGCCUCAAGCGCGGCCUUGGUUGCUGUGUUUAAAAAAGCAUCAGACUAGAUUUUUUUUUU
Messenger RNA from Culex pipiens pallens (northern house mosquito), 3160 nucleotides. Its product is annotated as sodium-coupled monocarboxylate transporter 1-like. Gene Ontology annotation, biological process: sodium ion transport; transmembrane transport. Lineage: Eukaryota; Metazoa; Arthropoda; Insecta; Diptera; Culicidae. The transcript is spliced from 9 exons. The coding region runs from base 203 to 2053 and encodes 616 amino acids. Gene Ontology annotation, molecular function: symporter activity. The record is from RefSeq and is a predicted model, not a curated record. Gene Ontology annotation, cellular component: membrane.